UCUCAAAACAAAAUGAAAAUCCCUAUCUUAACUCUCUUAUUUACUACUGGUUUUCUUGCCACCCUCCUCCUGCCCGAGACCGUUUUGUCCCAAAAUUGUAAUUGUGCUCCAAAUUUAUGUUGUAGCAAAUACGGUUAUUGUGGCAAAGGAGAUGCUUAUUGUGGAAAAGAUUGUCGAGGUGGUCCAUGUUCUUUGCCAGCUCCUAACAAUAAUGCCAAUGUCCCCGGUAUAGUGACAUUGGCAUUCUUUAAUGGGAUUGUUGCAAAGUCUGCCGGCAACUGCCAGGGCAGAGGUUUUUACACACGAGACACGUUUCUUAAAGCCAUCAACGACUUUCCACGUUUUGGUAGGUCUGGUUCCAUUGAUGAUUCAAAGCGUGAAAUUGCAGCUUUCUUUGCUCAUGUUACUCAUGAGACCGGAUCCUUCUGUUAUAUAAAUGAGAUAGGAGGUCCUUCAAAAAACUAUUGUGAUAAUAGCAAGGCACAAAAAUAUCCAUGCAAUCCUAAUAAAAGUUACCAUGGGAGAGGCCCAAUGCAAAUCUCGUGGAACUACAACUAUGCUGAAGCAGGGAAGAGCCUCGGGUUCGAUGGGCUUAACAACCCUGAUAUUGUAGCUACAAACCAAUUGGUCUCUUUCAAGACUGCCUUGUGGUUUUGGAUGGACAAGGCUCAUUGGGAUUUUGUCUCUGGGAAGGGGUUUGGAGCUACAAUUGGGGUCAUCAAUGGGGUGGAAUGUGAUGACGGGAACCCAGGUGCUGUAAGCGCUAGAGUCACAUACUACACCGAUUACUGCAAGCAGUUUGGUGUUGCAACCGGCGACAAACUUAGUUGUUAGUCGUCGUUGCAACCCGUACCAGAUUGAACAAACACAUGUAGCUUAUUUUUGGUAUCUGGUUAGGGUCGGAGUUAUGGAUUCCAAUCGGGUUUAUAAUACUUAAUUACCUAUAAUAUUUGAAAUAAGUUCGUUCAUAGUGACAAAUAUUUUGCAUGAUAUUUGACACAAUGAAUAAGUUCAAAUAGUCAGGAAUAGACAAUGUAAAACACUAUAAUCUUUGUAUUAUAUACAACUUCUGAAACCUGUUCCACCAAAUGUAUCAAGAGGUAUAUUUCGCAGUCU
Messenger RNA from Erigeron canadensis, 1116 nucleotides. Its product is annotated as endochitinase EP3-like. Gene Ontology annotation, molecular function: chitinase activity; chitin binding. The coding region runs from base 13 to 834 and encodes 273 amino acids. Gene Ontology annotation, biological process: chitin catabolic process; cell wall macromolecule catabolic process; carbohydrate metabolic process. NCBI's taxonomy places the organism in Eukaryota, Viridiplantae, Streptophyta, Magnoliopsida, Asterales, Asteraceae. The record is from RefSeq and is a predicted model, not a curated record. The transcript is spliced from 2 exons.